Molecule: messenger RNA, 4477 nt
Organism: Branchiostoma floridae (Florida lancelet)
Lineage: Eukaryota; Metazoa; Chordata; Leptocardii; Amphioxiformes; Branchiostomatidae
Product: E3 ubiquitin-protein ligase NEDD4-like
Exons: 30
Coding region: 325-2718 (797 amino acids)
Biological process (GO): ubiquitin-dependent protein catabolic process; regulation of dendrite morphogenesis
Molecular function (GO): sodium channel inhibitor activity; protein binding; ubiquitin protein ligase activity
Source: RefSeq, a predicted model, not a curated record
UUUUUGCACAAUUUUCUCCAAAGCAGACUGUAUUUGUUUCUUGGCACGUUUUGUUGCGGUUAAGGGUAGUUCGAAGUUGAAAACGAUAUUCCCUCACAAUUUGGUAACAACACAGGAGUUGUCCAUGGCGGCUCCACACGUAAUAAACCGAGCCCAUAUAGCGGCUUACCUGAGUCCACGAUUCAGAGCGAACCAGUGAAGGUACUUCGCGUCAAAGUGAUCGCGGGACUCAACCUCGCCAAGAAAGAUAUCUUCGGUGCCAGUGAUCCGUAUGUACGAGUACAUUUGUACCAGGGCAAUGAUUCGGUGGAAGGGGAGGUUGUUAUGGUUCAGACUAGGACCAUCAAGAAGACCUUGAAUCCAAAGUGGAACGAGGACUUUUACUUCAGGGUUGAUCCGAGGUGUCGACUGCUGUUUGAGGUGUUUGAUGAGAACAGAGUGACCAGAGAUGAUUUCCUUGGACUGGUGGAUCUACCACUCAAUAACCAGAUCCCUACAGAAUAUCCUGACAGAGAGAGGCCAUAUUCCCACAAGGAUUAUCUCCUCCGACAAAGAAGAGCGAAGAACAAUACAAAGUCGCGAGUGAGCGGCCAUCUGCGGCUGAAGUUGGCGUAUGUACCAGCGGUAGGAUGGGCGGAGGGGCAGCAGCAGCCCAACGCAGAGCAGCAAGAAGACAGGGACGAGGUACAGAUACAAAAUCCUGGUUGGGAGAUAGUGGACAUGGAUACAGAACCCAGACAGCCCCAGGUGCAGGGGAACUCUCCCUCCCAACCCUCCCAACCGGCUGCCAUGCCCCAGGGCUGGGAGGAGAGACAGGAUGCGAACGGACGGACGUACUACGUGGACCAUAACACCAGACAGACAACCUGGCAUCGCCCCUCAAUAAGCCAUGCACCAGGGGGGCUGACUGCACAGGCAGCAGAGGCCGCGGCCACGACCGCACAGGAGAGCAACAACCGGCAGGCGGCGCAGAUCUUCCGCCAGAGACGGCAGAUCAGCGAGGACAUGUCCACACCUGGCGGGGCAGGUGCCGCAGCUGCAGCCGCGGCGCUGGUGGAGCUACCUGCACAGAUUGCGUCCCAACCUCGACAAGGCCCGCCCCCACCAAAGAUCCAUCGAAUGAGUGUGAGGUCAGAAUCUCAGCCCCAUGGCCAGUCGGACCGGGGUGCAGAGAUAGAAGCCCUCCCCCCAGGCUGGGAGAUGAGGUACACAGAGGGGGGCCGGCCCUUCUACAUCGACCACAACACCAGAACAACUUCAUGGCAUGACCCGAGACAAGCCGCGGCUGCGUCUCCCCAGCCCCACCGCUCCAUGAUGCCGCGUGCAGCCACGGUGACGUCCCCGGCAGCGGGCACCCUGGACACCCCUCAAGUCCGACAACGUGCAGGGUCCAACCCUGACCUCUCCCACCUAGGACCACUCCCGUCUGGUUGGGAGGAGAGAGUACACACCGAUGGGAGAACCUUCUUCAUUGAUCACAACACCAAAAAUACCACAUGGGAGGACCCUCGACUAAGCAGAGCCUUCCAGAAUGCUGCAUUGGCUGGACCGGCUGUGCCAUAUUCCAGAGACUACAAGAGGAAGUACGAAUACUUCAGAUCCAAACUGAGAAGACCUGCCAACAUGCCCCAGAAUCAGAAGUUUGAGAUGAAGCUGCACAGAAACAGUAUUUUGGAGGACUCUUAUCGAACCAUCAUGGCCUGUAAGAAAGCAGACAACUUGAAGGCCAAACUGUGGAUCGACUUUGAGGGGGAGAAGGGCUUGGACUAUGGUGGAGUGGCAAGGGAAUGGUUCUACCUCCUUUCACAUGAGAUGUUCAACCCAUACUAUGGCUUAUUUGAGUACUCAGCAAAUGACAACUAUACACUUCAGAUCAACCCCAACUCCGGUCUCUGCAACGAGGAACACUUAUCGUACUUCAAAUUCAUUGGCAGGGUGGCUGGUAUGGCUGUGUACCAUGGCAAACUCUUAGAUGCAUUCUUCAUCCGUCCUUUCUACAAGAUGAUGCUGAAGAAACCCAUCACACUGAAAGACAUGGAGUCUGUGGACAGUGAAUAUUACAACUCCUUGGUGUGGAUCACAGAGAAUGACCCAGAGGACCUUGACCUCAGGUUCUGUGUGGAAGAGGACCAAUUUGGACAGAUGGUUACAAAGAACCUCAAAGCCAACGGUGAGGACAUUCUUGUCACCAACAGCAACAAGAAGGAGUACAUCGACCUUGUUAUCAAGUGGAGGUUCAGUUCUAGGGUCCAGGAACAAAUGAAGGCUUUGAUGGACGGUUUUAAUGAGUUAGUGCAACAAGAGCUGCUGAGUAUUUUUGAUGAGAGAGAAGUGGAGCUGCUAAUGUGUGGACUGGGAGACAUAGAUGUGAAUGACUGGAGGAAGCACACAGCCUACAGAGGAGACUACAGUGACAAACACCCCAUCAUCCAGUGGUUCUGGAAGGCUGUGAUCCUGAUGGAUCCUGAGACCCGUGUUCGUCUGCUCCAGUUUGUUACAGGGACCUCCAGAGUUCCCAUGAACGGCUUUGCAGAGCUCUGGGGCAGUAACGGUCCUCAGAAGUUCACCAUAGAGAAAUGGGGAAAUCCUGACCAGCUUCCCAGGGCACAUACAUGCUUCAACCGUGUGGACCUACCACCCUACCGGAGUUUUCAGGAGCUAUGGGACAAACUGAAGAUUGCAAUAGAGAACACAGAAGGAUUCGAGGGUGUAGACUAAUGUAGGACCGCUCAAUAUCAAUGUAUGUAAUUAAAGUAUUAUUCUGGUGACCAUUGACAUAGGUAUGCAAGGAUUAUACUGCUAGCAGCAUGGAAUAACUAUCAAUGUAAUGAACAUAAAGAGUAGAUAUAGAGUAGUAUUUUUUAUCAAAGGAAUAGUCCCUUAACAACAGAGGUUUCAGAUAUUUGCCACGCUCUUUCAGAACUUUGUAAGUAACUGCAUCUGCAAACGUAAGGAAAAUUGUGCAUGUUUGAGGUUUGUAAAAUAAUAAUUGACAAAUGCAGUGGAAACAAACACAUAUUCUUGUAUUCUGGUGGUUUGUUAAAAGACUAAUCAAAGGUACUGACCAUCAAAUAACAUAGGACAUAGUUGCAUAGCUUUAUUUAAACCAUAGAUUUCUAAUGUUGAUUUUUAAGUUACUGCUUACAAGAUGGACUGUACAACACCUUUCAGCCUAAAAGAAGGGGAUCAUUCAAUUUUUACCCAAAUCUUGGAAAGUUGGCCAAAAGAUAUAGAAUGACAAAGUAGAAACUAGUGGAUAGUGACAUUGUAUGAAAAUAUGGUAUACUGUAAGAUGUUUAUAAGUUUUAUUUGGUUAUAAUAAGUGAAUUAUUAAUUGUGCUAUAUACAUUAUGUAUACAUUCUAGACAGAAGUUUUAAAGCCAAUCAUGAAGAAUUGUGUGUGUGUAUCAUUGCAAGUUUCCAACAACAAGUUCUGUUAAAGUAGCCAAGGAAAGAAAUUUAACCUUGAUUAGUAGAAUGUUAUCCUCUAUGGAAGCAAGUUUCUAAGCUCUUGUGAACUGUGUUCAUUUGGUUGUACAGUUUAAUAGGUGUCUUGUUUAUUAAGUAUUAUUUUGAUGUGGUCGUUCUAUCUUUGUAUGCAAUAAAAAUGAUACUAUAUACUGUUAGAUUGCUUGAAAACUUUGAAGUACAAUCCAUGAGGUACAAUAUAUUUACUUGAUAUCUUUCAUCUAUGUAAAACUGUGUAAACUAAAAGUAAGUCAGGAAUGAUUAUUGCUGUUUUAUAUGAAGAUUUGAGGUAUGAAAAUUGCACCAAAUGGUCUGUUUGCACAUGUAACAGCUGUUGUGACCUGUUUUUAUGUCCAGUUAAGGUUGUGAACUGCAUUGUCUCUAUUUCAAUGCUCCACCCUUUGAGGCAAUAUUGACAUGCAAAUUGUUAGUUUUUUGCAUCAAGUGAUGCUAACUCUGCUCUGCUUUGCUGUUAUACAGUGUUGAUUAUAAGGGUUUCUGGCCAUGUUUUGCCCCUUUUUUGAGGCCAGGACAUAUUCUACUUGCUCCAAACUACAGAUGUAUAAAUGUGUACUUAAUCGCUCUUGUAUCACAACUCCUUUCACAGUAGACAGUCUGUUUUGUAAUUCACACCUAUGAACAUACUAAGUACUGGUAUAUGCUAGGUUGUCUAAUGGAAAUAAAUGCCAUACUAAGCAACUUUUAUGUCCAAGAUAACCCAUGUAUUUUCUUAUUCGUUGCUCCAAAAUAUUGCUCAAACAAAUUCUCUACAAUAGAAGGAAGGACACCGUAUUAGUUGCAACUGUCAUGAAAAAUCACAAGUCCCCAAGUCAUUCAUUUUGUGAGAUAGCAUAUGUCAGUUUCCUGAUUGAUUUAUGAUAUGUAUAAUAAUUGACACCCAUCUUUACAGUGCAGAGUUUUAGAUUUGCAGCUUUUGUACAUAUUGUGUAUACAUAUGGAUAACUGCCAUGCCAUAUAGUAAUCAGAAUAAAUAAAGUGUGAAAGUUUA